Messenger RNA from Daphnia pulex (common water flea), 1396 nucleotides. Its product is annotated as speckle-type POZ protein-like. The transcript has a single exon. Gene Ontology annotation, molecular function: ubiquitin protein ligase binding. Gene Ontology annotation, cellular component: cytoplasm; nucleus. NCBI's taxonomy places the organism in Eukaryota, Metazoa, Arthropoda, Branchiopoda, Diplostraca, Daphniidae. Bases 414 to 1364 code for a protein of 316 amino acids. Gene Ontology annotation, biological process: regulation of proteolysis; proteasome-mediated ubiquitin-dependent protein catabolic process. The record is from RefSeq and is a predicted model, not a curated record.
AGUGCUGAACCCCAAGGGAGAUCCAAAGGGCUAAUCGCUAUUCCUAACCCAUCUUCUCCUGCUGUACUGUCCAUGUAAUAUUCCGCAAUCCCAAAUUGUCACUCAUGACUUCACAGUUUGCUUAAGGGGUGAUGUUUAAAGUUUGGUUUUCCUUGUCCCCGUAGGCUUCCAAUCUCUUGCCAUCAACUCCCAAAAGCAAAAGCCCUUCCUAUGUACAAAAGAACUAGGGCCGUGUAAAGACCUUCAGAUUUAUUUCUUCAUUGCUACUCAAGUCAUCAAGUGAAAAUCGAAUGUUCCUCAUCUAAUACGGAAUAAGUCACCAAUUUUAUUGAAUUUCAGUGCCUGUCUAAGUUUCUAGUGAUUGGAUUAAGUGCAUCAGUUACUCUCAGUUUUGAAUUAUUCAGAGUCAAAAUAUGGCUUCGAUGCAGAAAAUAAGAGAAGGAAUUUUUAAGAUUUCAUGGAUGAAUCUAAUACCAUCCACACCUAGUAGCAAUGUGGAAGUUAUUUUGCCAGAAAUCGCUGAAUCGUGCAAACUGUCAUAUGAAUACAUUAAGCAGAACGGCCUUUAUCUAAAAGAAGUUGUUCUUGAGAUUGACAUUGUAUUUUCUCCAACAAAUAAGAAGCCCCGGAACCUCGACACUGUCACCAUUCUGGCCAGUAAAGAUGGUAAAAACCAAAUAAUGAAGUUUGAAAAUUCAAAAUGGAAAGCUGCCUUCAACAAUAACGUACAAGACCACCAGUGUCAUUGCGGAAAACUGUCUGGAUUCAAUCUCAACUUUGAAAUCGUAAUUGAUUUGACAUCUAAUUCCACGAUUUUGGUGAAGAAAGAAUCGAAGCAUGUCCUCGAUAACCUUUGGAAUUUUUGGAUGGAAAAAACUCUGGCUGACGUCACAUUCAAGUUUAAAGAACAAGUCAUCAAAGCUCAUACUUUGAUCGUCGCAUCCGGAAGUCCCGUCCUUUGCGCCAUGUUCCAAAAUGACUUCCAAGAAAAGUUGGAAAAAAUUGUGGAAAUCAAAGAUAUCCAGCUGAACGUUUUCGAUCAUCUUCUUCGCUACAUCUACACGGGGGAUGCUGACCUUGACAACGUAGAUGUUCCUGGACUGCUGGCGGCUUCCGAGAAAUACGGAAUGGAUUCUUUGAAAGAGGAGUGCGCAUUGCGUCUCUCGCAAGAUCUCAACGUUGAAAAUGCCGUACGAAAUCUCGUCUUGGCUCACCUUCACAAUUCCCCCAAACUGCAAAAAUCUACAUUGGAUUUAAUGUCGAGGAAUGCAAAAGCCAUUUGUUCCCGAAGAGACUGGAUGGAGCUAAUCAAGAAAUAUCCGGAGCUUAGCUUUGCGGCAAUGCAGAUGAUGGUGAAUUGGUGAUGGGCUGAUGGAGCUUAAUAACGUAUAAUCUU